AAUUUGAGUAUUCAUUUAACAAAUGACAUUAGCUAAAAGAUUAUACUAUUGUGUUUGUAUUCAAUAUUCAUUACAUUGAAAAGUAACUUUAGUAUGCUAUCUGAAAGUGGACUAGAAAUGAAAACAACUAAAAAAACUGCGGCUAUACACAUUACUAACGCGUUUAAAGCAUUUUCUUCGGAUUGUAUGGUGUUAAAUGGUUUAAAUAUGAAUGUACCUUCGGGUUCUAUCUAUGGACUCUUAGGUUCUAGUGGUUGUGGUAAGACCACUUUAUUGAAUGUAGUCCUAGGAAAACUAUCACUCGAUUCUGGAUCUAUAUACAUCGGAACAGACAGUGUAUCCGACAUAGGCUAUAUGCCACAAGAUUUAUGUUUAGAUAAACUGCUAACAAUCCGUGAAACAUUGGAGUAUUAUGGUCGCCUAUACUUGAUGAAUGAUGAGUGUAUUAAAGAAAACACUGAAAGAUUAAGUAGAUGGUUGAAACUUCCGCCAAUUAACUGUAUAUUGAAUAAUCUUAGCGGUGGCCAAGUCAGGAGAGUUUCAUUAGCUGUAGCAUUAAUACACGAUCCAAAAAUAUUAAUACUUGAUGAACCUACAGUGGGAAUCGACCCAAUACUAAGACACGAAAUUUGGCAAGAAUUACUAAGAAUAGUUAACGAGAAAGAAAAAACAAUAAUAAUCACUACUCAUUAUAUAGAAGAAGCACAUUUAGCUCAUACGAUAGGUUUAAUGAGAAACGGUGUUAUAAUCAGAGAAAAUUCACCUAAUAACUUAUUGGCGUCUCAAAAUGCAAAUUCUCUGGAAGAAGCAUUUUUGUCAUUGAGCACAAGUCAAGAUAAAAUUAUCCAAUGUGGUCAAAGUCACAAUUUUGACACAAAGAAUAGCAAAAAAUGUACAGCUUUUUACAAAUCUGUAAAUAAUUUGUCUUUAAAAAGGAUAUCAUCUUUAUUAAAAAAAAAUUUUAUCAUAUGCACUCGAGACUAUCAGUUUGUAUUUUUUAUUAUAUUAUUUCCAGUUUUAGUUUCUUUUGUUUACAAUAUGGCUAUUGGUAGAAAUUUUGAAAAUGUUAAACUGUUGUACCAUAACAACGAAAUUCGCCAUUGUAAAAAUUUUAGCUACGGAGGUGAAUCUAUAAAAAUAAAAAAUGAAAAUUAUAAUUCAGUGAAACUUAGUUGUAAAAUUAUAGAUAAACUUCGAUCUUUAAGUUAUAACAUGGUACAUGUAAAUAGCCAAGAAGCUGGUGAUUUGGAGGUAAAAAAGGCUAAAGCGUUUGCUUUUAUUCAAUUUCCCGAUAAUUAUACGAUCGCCCUUCGAAAUUAUACUAGCCAGUCUUCAUUACUAUAUGCUAAGAAAUAUUCAUCUAGCUCAUUUGCGUACGUACAUAUUGACUCGGCAAAUGUAUUGAUAAAAAAUCAAAUUUUGCAUGACUUGAAUAUAGCAUUUGUUGACAUUAUAAAGGUUGAUUUGGAAAAUUUAGGAUCAGGAAAAGUAAACCUAGACUUUUUUAAAAUCAAUUAUGUACAAGGAAAGGAAGUUAAGUCAUAUAUCCAUUGUAUUGCAACUAUGUUUGUGACAAUGAUAGGAUUUUAUUUUUCAAGUAUUAUUUCAACGGGAAUCAUGUUGAAUGAAAAAAUGGAGGGAUAUCUCGAUAGAGCCAUUACAGCAGGAGUAAAAAUAACAGAAGUAAUGAUUUCAAUAGCGUCGAUACAAACUGUUAUACAUGUGUUUCAUAUGAUUUGUAUCAUGAUCAUCACAUAUAUGAUUUUUGAUAAUCCAAUAAAAAUCACAAAUGGCUUGUAUGUUUUUGGAAUUGUGUCCAUAUUGACUGGUUGGCUGGGUUUGCUUACAGGUUUUUUAAUUGCGGGACUAUCGAAGUCAAGCACAGAAGCACUAAAUAUUAUUAUCAGCUGGAAUAUGAUUCAAAUUUACGUUUCAGGUGUAUCAUGGCCUUUAGAAGCUCAGCCUACUAUUAUGAAAGCAAUAUCUGAACAUUUACCGUUGUGCUAUCUCAGUAGGUUUAUGAACAACAUUGCUCUAAAAGGUUGGACACUAGACAAUAUGGCAAUGUGGACGGGUUCUGGAAUGACAAUUUUUUAUAUAUUUUUGCAUUUUUUAUUUCUUUAUUAUUUAAGUAGUGUAAAACAGGAAGCGUGGCUACUUAAAAAAUAGUCGUAUACAUUUUGUUUAUUAUUACAAUGAUUUAACUUGAUGAGAAUAUAUCAAUGUGUAUUAAAAUAAAUAUUAUUUAUACUAUAU
Messenger RNA from Daktulosphaira vitifoliae (grape phylloxera), 2256 nucleotides. Its product is annotated as ABC transporter G family member 23-like. Lineage: Eukaryota; Metazoa; Arthropoda; Insecta; Hemiptera; Phylloxeridae. Gene Ontology annotation, molecular function: ATP hydrolysis activity; ABC-type transporter activity; ATP binding. Gene Ontology annotation, cellular component: membrane. The record is from RefSeq and is a predicted model, not a curated record. The coding region runs from base 94 to 2169 and encodes 691 amino acids. The transcript is spliced from 15 exons.